GUGCGUGAUAUAAGCCCCCCCCCGCCUCCUUUUCCUUACAGACUCGCGAGGCCUUCCCCGCUGCUUGGUGAUGGGAAGAUGAAGUAAGUUCAUGGCCGAGAGAAGCUAUUGACGAAUCCGUCCCUAGAUACAAAACUCGUCAAGCUCUAUCGCUCCCCUGUUUUCUCCGUUGGUCUGCCCCUCAGGCUGGAGCGCGGUGAAAACGUGGACGAAUAAUUAUAUCGCUUGCUGCGCAUCGUAAGUGGAAUAUACAUCUGCGAUAGACCCGCGAACCUUUAGACAAAUUAUAAGAUAGAGGGUGAAGGCGGAGUGAGCACAAGUGAUAGAGGAGGACGUAGGAGCCAAGCGAGUCAAAUAUAUCAUUAAUGAUGGCAUAAAUAUGACAUUUUCUGAUGGUGGUGGUAGUGGCUUCCUAUUCCACCCGCCGGCUACAACGGCGGACGCAGACCGGCCCGCAUAUGGAGGCACCUGUUACAGCAACUUCCAAGUCGGAGAGACUUUCAAAGUCACGGCGUAUGAUAGCGCUGGUGUAACAGCGACGGUCAGUUGGGUCGCCACGGCCACGAACGACCAGGUUUACGCGCACCCCAUAGAUGGAUUUCAAAAUUUCACCAGCACACCGUCUGCCAAAGUAUCAGGAGGUGUGAUGGCUGGAAUCGUGCUCGGCAGCAUCGCCGCCCUCCUUGCCCUCCUCGUCGCUGCUCUUCUCCUGCUCUGGCGAUACCGGCGAAGAAGAGACACCGCUCUCCCUGGUAGCUCCGGCCGCCUCCCCCAAGACUGCCAAGAUACUCCGCCGUGGCAGUUGGUCAAGGAGCUUCGGCCAUCGUCCAGCAGCAACGGUUCCUCGGCGGCGCUUUAUCACCAUUCUACGGCUACGGCGGCAUACGUUAGUAGCGGUGCGCUGGCAGGAAAUGAUAGCGGCCAACGGGUUGAAAUCGGGUUCCAGGAACCGAGGGAGCUGGACUCGGUGGGGACGGAGUCGCAGAAUAUGCGUGAUCGGGCUACGGAUAAGGUGUUGCGUGGGCAGUUGUGAGGGAUGCACAAGAUAUAUGGAGGCCGGAUAGAGAGAGAGGUAGAGAGAGAGGUUAGGGGGAUAGCACGGAGCAGCUGUUCCCAACUGCCAGUUUAGUAUGUAUUAUAUUGUACAAUAGAAC
Molecule: messenger RNA, 1154 nt
Organism: Hypoxylon fragiforme
Lineage: Eukaryota; Fungi; Ascomycota; Sordariomycetes; Xylariales; Hypoxylaceae
Exons: 2
Coding region: 380-1033 (217 amino acids)
Source: RefSeq, a predicted model, not a curated record